AUAAAGACAUUUUAGUAGUAGUCGUUUUCCGAAACGUCACCCAUUUCAUAUUUCAAAUUUGACGCCAUGUUGUAGUCAAUCAAAAUUCUUGUAUUUUCUUUUCUCAAAUGAUAACAGAAUCGACAUCACUCGCAUCUGACAAUGAUUCGGUGGCUAGCCAGCGAUCGUUGCGGAUGCGGGGACUCCCCGACAUUUUCGCGCCAACGAACGCCGUGACGCGGCCUCUCUUGGCCAAGAAAGGCCCAAACUGUGACGAAAUGUGCAUUCACAUUGACGGGAAGGACUACAUUUGUCGGAUCUGUCAUGGCGGUUACAGUUCCGGGGAUUUACUCACGCCGUGUAAAUGCAAAGGAUCGAUAGCUUUAGCCCACUUGAACUGUCUUGAAAUUUGGUUGAACGAAUCAAACCGGAACGAGUGCGAGCUCUGCCAGUAUCACUUCAGAAUAGUGAGAGAGCCGAAAUAUGGGGUUCUCCGGUCAAUUUUUGUUUUUUUGAGACACCCUGGUGAUCACUUCAGGGAAUUAAUAGUCGAUGUUUUCACUUUGGCUGUUUAUACACCCUCGACGGUGACUUCCACCUACAUGUUGAUGUUACUGUGCGAAUCAAUGGCCAAGGCAAGUCCAAAAUUUCGCAAAACUAUACUUUCACACGUCAUGGCAUUUAUUUCGAUUUUUGGUAUUGCGGCAAUUAACUUCACUUACACGUCUUGGUUAGUGCUAACAAUAGAAAAAUACGUGGAUUAUUGGCGAGAUUGGUACAAACACAACUGCAGCCUCCGAGUAAUCCUUUCAGCUAAUAAACUGAACGCGAACCCCGCACUUUUGAAUAACACCGCCACAAGCUAGGGAUAUUUGAAUUUCUCUCUGAACUUGACAGUGGUUUGACGUUUCAAUUUUUAUAACAACAAAAAUGUGUAAUGCAGUUUUUAAAAUAAACUGAAUUAAUUUUGCGAUUAUUAUGUGAUUUUGGGUUUAGUUACAAUGAGUAACCCCAAACCGUCGUCCCGUGUAGCCCACAAUCCCACUUUUAAGCACAGUUUAAACGAAAUCCUGCGAAUGCGAGAACUGGGGCUAAAAUCCUACAUUGGCUGUGACGACGAUAUUUAUGCCAAACUGUACAAUAAAGUCGACUCCUAUUCUCUGGAGGGCAAACACAAUCCUGGAAACAAAGGCGGAGGAAUCUUUAAUUUGGAAUUUAGCCUUGACGGAAAACUACUAGUAGCAGCAUGCGAACACAGCUGUGUCCUGAUCUACGAUGCCUCGACUCAAAAAUUGCUAAAAACGAUGGAAAAGGCCCACGAUAAUUGCGUAAACUGUGUCAGAUUUCUGGACGACAGGCAAUUCGCAACGUGUUCGGACGACAACACGAUAAAAUUAUGGGACACUCGGAAUUUGAAAAGUGAGACGAAAACGCUACAUGGACACUCAAAUUGGGUCAAGAAUAUCGAAUUUUCGGAACGUGAUAACGUAAUGGUGACGUCAGCUUUCGACGGAAGUAUUUACGCCUGGGAUUUGAAAAGUCCGACUGAGAACAGCAUGUUGUACGAUAAAGUCUUCCUAAUGAAUGGCCUUAUGAGGACGAAGUUGUCCCCAGAUGGCUCAAAAAUGGUCAUAUCGACGACUAGCGGCUACAUGAUUAUUGUGCAUGACCUCAAUUUGGCCACACUAGCGAACGAUUUCAGGUCAUUUAAGCCGGUUUUAUAUCGUCUGAUGCAGAUGAGCGGGCAAAGUUUUCCUGCGGGGACUAUUUUUAAUUAUUUAUUUCUUCCAUCAAGGCGGAGAAAUCGAGUCGAGUUCAUUGAUGAUUUCACAAUUGAUGCGGAAGUGAUAAGUUCAUUGCAAAUUCAUCCUCAUGGUUGGAACGCCGUUUCAAGGAGUUUGAGUGGAAACGAAAGUGAGGAGGCCACUUGUGUUCAUGACAUCCAAAAACGGGAGGUUUUUAUGUUCCAAUACGAAAGCUGCGACAAUUACGACGUGAACGAAGGUGAGGCGUCCCAGAAUUCCGAUUCUGAUGAAGGUACCACAAAUCCGCGACCGACAGAUCUGUGGAUGGGUUACAUCUCGAAUUAUCAGUAUACCAGUGAUAGGCAGGCGCAGCCAAACAUGUUUGAAAAUCUCCAACUGCCAUCGAUGGGAAUUAUUAAUAGUGGACUGAUUGGUAGGAAUAGCUACAGCGAUUACUUCCAACAGCAUCCGGAAGAACGCAACAAAGUUAUAGUGAAUUUGCCUCGUUUGACUCAUUUUAUCAAAGAAGAGAACGUCGGGAGGGGCUACAUCAAGGAGCUGUGCUACUCACCCGAUGGCCGAGUGAUCUGUUCGCCCUACAAUAAAGGAAUUAGACUGUUAGGUUUUAGUGACAAAUACGAAGAACUCUCUUAUUGUGUGCCUGAAAAACCCAGACAAUUGACAACGCUGCUGGAACUGAACGAUUAUCACAGCCAAAUUGUUGUGUCGUGCAAGUUUAAUCCUAGGAAUUUUAUGUUGGUUAGCGGUUGCCUCAAUGGGGAGAUUGUGUGGUAUAAACCGGUCUUGUAAAUUUAUUUAAAUCAAUUUUUCACCAA
This is a messenger RNA of Tribolium castaneum (red flour beetle), 2560 nucleotides long. RefSeq lists its product as uncharacterized. The record is from RefSeq and is a predicted model, not a curated record. Gene Ontology annotation, molecular function: protein binding. The coding region runs from base 981 to 2534 and encodes 517 amino acids. The transcript has 9 exons. Gene Ontology annotation, cellular component: Cul4-RING E3 ubiquitin ligase complex. Lineage: Eukaryota; Metazoa; Arthropoda; Insecta; Coleoptera; Tenebrionidae.